This is a messenger RNA of Theobroma umbraticum, 1244 nucleotides long. It is a transcript of the gene NADK3, whose product is annotated as NAD(H) kinase 3. Gene Ontology annotation, biological process: NADP+ biosynthetic process; NAD+ metabolic process. The record is from RefSeq and is a predicted model, not a curated record. Lineage: Eukaryota; Viridiplantae; Streptophyta; Magnoliopsida; Malvales; Malvaceae. Gene Ontology annotation, molecular function: NAD+ kinase activity.
GCUUUCUUCUUUGACACAGAAGAAGAGAAAAACAAUGGCAGGAAGAAAACUUCUGUUGCUGUUGAAGCCAGUUGAUGCCUAUCAUGCUACCCAAUCGAUCCCGGCCUCUCUCUUCACUAAUCCUCGGGUUUUCCAUUAUCUUGAUAACAGAUGCAAGGUGCACAAGGAGGCCGUAGACUUUUGUCAGAAAAUUUUACAGAAAAAGUCAGUUGAUUGGCAACCCAUUUUUCGUAACGAUUUAUCGCAACCAAUUCGUAAUGUGGAUUUGGUUGUUACAGUUGGUGGUGAUGGGACUCUUUUGCAGGCCAGCCAUUUCAUGGAUGACUCAGUUCCAGUUAUUGGGGUAAAUUCUGAUCCUACUCAAGCUGAAGAGGUUGAAGAAUUCAGUAAUGAGUUUGAUGCUAAUAGAAGCACUGGCUACUUAUGUGCAGCAACCGUGAAAAACUUCGAACAAGUACUGGACAGCUUUCUAGAGGGUCAGACGGUUCCUUCUAAGUUGUCAAGGAUAUCAGUAUCUGUAAAUUCAAAAGUUCUGCCUACAUAUGCUCUUAAUGACAUUCUGAUUGCACACCCAUGUCCUGCAACACUUUCUCGGUUCUCAUUCAAAAUUAAAAGGGAUGACAAUACAUGUUCGCAAUUAGUUAACUGCCGAUCAAGUGGUCUCAGAGUCUCAACUGCUGCAGGAUCAACAGCUGCCAUGCUCUCAGCAGGAGGUUUUGCAAUGCCUAUUUUGUCUCAAGAUCUCCAAUAUAUGGUAAGAGAGCCUAUUGCAACUGGAGGAGCCAUUUCUGGCCUAAUGCACGGAUUAAUCAAGUCAGACCAGUCCAUCGAUGCUGCAUGGUUUUCUAAAGAGGGUUCGAUAUAUGUUGAUGGCUCUUAUGUUUUCUUUACAAUCCAAAGUGGCGAUACCAUUGAAAUAUCUUCUAAGGCCCCAGUUUUGCAAGUUGUUUUGCCUCCUCAUUUGUUAUCAUAAAACUCAAUGUACAGAGCUGGCAAAUGCUUAUCAAAAAGACCUCCAACAUUUUUGAACCAUGACUAAAUCAUCUUUCUUGUAAAUGCAGAAGGGACACAUAGAGAACGAUGUUCCUUUUCUUCAUAGUUAAUUCAAAUCUUUGAUUCUUUGAAAGCCACAAAUGUGAAUUUACCCUCAAGUACUUCAGAAUAACAUGUGGGGUUGGGUUGGAGACCUAAUGUGGACACCAUGUUUAGAGCAUUAUGAAUAUUAGUAGGCUGAAUUGGCAAGG